Messenger RNA from Schistosoma turkestanicum, 3770 nucleotides. The record is from the annotation of a GenBank genome assembly. NCBI's taxonomy places the organism in Eukaryota, Metazoa, Platyhelminthes, Trematoda, Strigeidida, Schistosomatidae.
CUUUUGUUUUAACAGACGAACCGAUUGCGCCACUAGGCUUUGGAGGUAUUUGGUGGACUGGAUUAUCGUAAUCAUGGAGUCGAGAAAAGUUUCGUUGAGUGCUAACGCUCUGAUUGGGGGUAAAUGGAGACUUGUGCGGAAGAUUGGCGGUGGUUCAUUUGGCGACAUAUAUCUUGGACAAAAUAUGCUGACAGGCGAUGAAGUUGCAAUAAAGUUAGAACCUGUUACAGCCCGACACCCUCAGUUGCUUUACGAGAGCCGAGUUUAUCGAGUUUUACAAAACUCUUCAGGAGUUCCGCGAGUUUAUUGGUUUGGACCUGACGGUGUUAGCAAUCGUUACAAAGCCAUGGUCAUGGAUUUACUUGGUCCAAGUCUCGAAGAUUUAUUUACCUUUUGUGGACGUAGAUUUUCAGCGAAAACAGUGCUAACGCUAGCAGAACAGAUGUUGUGGCGGAUAGAAUAUGUUCACUACAGAGGUCUUAUUCACAGGGACAUAAAACCAGACAAUUUCCUGAUGGGUAUCGGUCCACACUGCAACCGAGUCUUCAUUGUAGAUUUUGGAUUAGCCAAAAGAUUCAGAGAUCACAGAACAAAGUGCCAUAUUCCUUACAGAGAUGACAAAAAUUUAACAGGUACAGCACGUUAUGCCAGUAUAAAUGCACAUGCUGGCAUCGAGCAAUCUAGACGCGAUGAUAUUGAGUCACUUGGAUAUGUUUUCAUGUAUUUUCUCAGAGGACACCUUCCAUGGCAGGGACUAAAGGCGAAUACUAAAAAGCAAAAAUAUGAACGUAUAUAUGAAAAGAAACUAGCUACGUCACCUGAAGCUCUAUGUAAGGGUUACCCUGUUGAAUUCGAAAAAUAUUUACAUUUCGCCCGUGGUUUAGCUUUCGACAGUCUUCCGGAUUACGCAUUCCUAAGAGGGAUUUUCCGCCGUUUGUUUCGAAGCCUCAAUUUUGUUCUGGAUUAUGUUUAUGAUUGGGCACUUCUGGGUACAAACUCUUCUAAUACUAACCAGUCAAUACUUAAUUCCAACCCAGAGUGUGAAGACAAUGUGAAUCAGCAUCAAAAUAACGCAGAAUGUCAAGGAGUCGAUAAUACGGUGGGGGCAGCGCAGUGUGCUCUUCCAGCACCUCAAGUAUAUGGGAAUCAUAACCACCAUAAUAUACCUCUUCAGCAAUCACAGCCUCAGCAAGUGCUGCCACAUACACAUGGUCGUGAAGGAGUUCAACAAUCAACUUUUCAUUCCCAAUUUGUUAAUCAAUCUGGGAAUUCUGGCACCCAAACUAGUGCGUAUAAUGCUCCUGGCACAAGUGUAGAGUAUGGUAUGCGUUGUUUGCCCACAGAAAUUCGCCGCUGAUUCCUGGAUUACUAAUAAAUACAUCCAUUUUCAGUUCAUGAUGCUUGGAGAUACUAAACCUCAUGCUGCUAAAUUUUAUUUCUAUUAUCAGUAAUACGACUGUUCAAUUGUUUACGCAAUUAAUAUCGUAAUUUCCUUGUGAAUAAUAUGUAGAUUCCCACAAUGUUCUCAUGCGCUUUCUCUACCUCUCAUCCUCACUCAAUGUUUUACCAAAUUAAUUUAAUUUUGGUGUUUAAACCAAACGUUUACUGAAUGUUAUCACGUUUCUGUGAAAUUAACAUGCUCAAACAGAGCGCUAUCUUCUUUUUUUAACUUGCUUGACCGUACUUAGUUGUAUUCCGGUGUUCACUUUGAACAAGAUGUCUUGCACUUCAUUGUUCUAUUAGUAUACUAAAUGAAGCUUAGUGCAUACUUUUUUGCUUGUAUGGUUUCAUGCUGUAGAAAAAUAUCAAGCAAAUCUUGUAGUCAGUGGUUCUCAAUAUUAAUCAAGUUCUUCGGAACUGACAUCAUUUUCUGUCAAAGUAUUUUGGGACAAAUAGUCAAUCAAAUCACUUGUCAAUAUUUGUUGUGUUCGAUCAUUUUUGUGAUACGCAAUACGCAUGACUUUAUCUGGUGAUGCAGCCCUCGUCCGAAUAUAUAAAAUCUAAAUAUUCAGGAACCCCCCGACCCUCAUGUAACUAAAACGUUUGUCGAUACGAUAGGUUAAACUCAUCACUCAAGUCACACUGAAAUUAUAUAUUAGCCACAUUCAGCGAUACAGUCUGUUCAUUGUGCAACAAAUUUCUUUGUUUUGAUGUUUGAUUUUCAAAUGGCUCUGACGAAUUCCGCUCGCCAAUAACUACUGCUUAUAUGUUAGUAGGUUGUUUACCUUGUGGAAAUCAGAGAUUUUGCUGUCUAUUUAGGCUGCAACAUUGCUGAUGCAGUACGCUAACAUGCACAACUAAUUUUUGUAACAGUAUUCGGAUAAUUUAGAGACAUAUUAACUUAAAUCGAUAGAUGAGAUCAAGCUGCAUGUAGUAGAUUGAGGCUUCAGCGAGUCCAUGCUCACGGCUUCUGUGAUAUUACUUCAGCUUUCGAAGCUCAGAUACACAUCGCAAACGAGAAUGUCCAAAGAUUGCUUAUUGUGGAAAUAUUGUCCAAACUCGACCCCCGAAAACGCGAACCUAACAUUAAUCGACGCAAUUACUUAUUGUAUCAUCUUUAAUAUUCUUAGCCUUAUUAUUACAGAAAAUGUCCCUCUUUUGGUUUGUUUACUAGAUUACAGUCAUGUUUUAAAUGGAGCAAUUUUGUGCUUUCAUUCUGAACCUACUAUUUCACUACUGAAACAGUUCUACUUGGUGACGACGCUGACAAAAUGCAGAUUGUUCUGAUCACCCUAAAUAACCAUACAAGCAUGUUUGGGAUGCGAUUCUCUUCAUCAAAAUGCAAAAUGUUGCUUCUGAAUCGCGUUGCAUCAGCACCUAAACUACUGACAGGCAGUGAAGUAGUUGAGCAUGUUAACCAGUUCACUUAUCUCAGGAGUCUCAUCAGUGCUGAUGGCCUGAAGUGUGACGAAAUCUAUUGUCUUUCGCCAACUUGCGUCACUUAUGACGUAGGAGGGAUAUCCGUUUGCUAACCAAAUGACGAGUGUACUGUGCAGCAGUUCGCUCCGUCCUAAUAUAUGGAUGCGAAACAUGGCAGAUGUCUUGAAAGCAUUGCUCGCGUGUCGUGGGAAAACCAAGUAGGUAAUGCUGUCGUUAGGAAACGUGUACUAGGUCGAGAUGGCAGUUCAAUAGAUGAAGUAUUGAAACUUCUUCAGUUGAGGUGGUUGUGAAAUGUGUUGCGUAUGCCUAACCACGGACUGCUGCGUCGGGCGAUGUUUAGCGACGUAUUGGUAAGUUGAAAGAAGGCUACGGGCGACUAGACCAAAACAUUGCACAAAUCCAUGAAGUCACUGACAACUGGAUUGAGUCAUGUUGAUGGGUGUCGACUACCUGGUUGGGGCCCGCGAGAUGAUAGCCAUUGAUACUUAGAGAUCCUGAAUGACAUGACUCAAAAUCGUUUGCGAUGGCGCCGGUGCAUCCACUGUUUGUGUUCUCUCUAGUCCUAAUCUAUUUUUUUCUCCAUUUAUAACUGAUUCCUGUGGGGUGUACAUCUCGAAUAAUAUAUUCGAUCACUAAUUUUUUGAUUACUGCUAUUACUUCUACUACUAUGGGAUUAGAAUUGACAAUCGCGUCUCUGUGCUAACAUGAUAUGGCAUCUUGGACUGAUGUACAUAUGCGUACAAACGCCAUGUGACAGCGAGGAAAAUGAUGCACUAAAGGUCUUGAUUUCAAAAAAAUAUAUUUGACCGUACUACAGAAACUUGACAUGUUAAAUUUUAAUAAAAUAUAUAUGAACAUAUUGUUUCAGUUUUGAAAACGAUAAACGUUGA